UCCUCCCCUCCCCGCGCGCGCCACCUGUUCGACGAAAUAUCCCGCCCCGCUACAUAUACCCGCGCGCCAUUUCCCCGCCUCCCCAAGCUACCCCCACCCAUCACUAGCCUGCAUCCGCACCAUGCUCAGGGCGCUCAACCCGACCCCGCUUCGCGCGCGCCCGGCCUGCCGCUCCUCGCCGCGGCGGCGGCCGUGGGCGCGGCCACGCGCCGCGGCGGUCCCGCAGCAGCCGCCCGUGCGCCGGCCCUCCGGGGACCGGCUGUGCGCGCCGCUGCGGGGCGCCGCCGCGGCGCCGGCGCCGGCGCAGGCGCCUGGUGCGAGCGAGGCGGCGGCGAGGCCCCGGGGCGAGCUGGAGGCGUUCCUGGAGGUGGUGCCCGCGAGGAUGCGGCGCGGGCUGGCGCAGCACCCGGAGGUGCGGGAGCUCGUGGAGGUCGUCAUGGACCUCGGCCGCCGCCCGAUCGCGCGGUUCCCCACCGGGGACUGGGUCAUCUCCGACCAGCCCGUCACCGCCGAUGACCUCCGCCAGGCCGUCUCCAAGGUGGGUGACUUCUCUGAGGACAACCGAUCUGGGAUCAACCACUCGUUGCAUCGGAUCAGUGCUAUCCGGAACCGGAAGGCACAGAUAAUAGGCCUGACUUGCCGUGUCGGUCGAGCUAUAUCUGGUAGUGCUGAGAUGAUCCGUGAUCUGGUGGUGAGCGGUGGUUCAAUAUUGGUGAUUGGGCCUCCUGGAGUUGGGAAAACUACUCUGAUCAGGGAAAUAGCUAGAAUUUUGGCGGACGAAGGUAAGAAACGUGUGGUUAUAGUGGAUACAUCUAAUGAAAUAGGAGGUGACGGUGACGUACCUCACUCUGGCAUUGGACGUGCUAGGAGAAUGCAAGUUCCCAAAGUUACCAUGCAGCAUAACGUAAUGAUUGAAGCUGUUGAAAAUCACAUGCCGGAAGUCAUUGUUAUUGAUGAGAUUGGUACGGAACUUGAAGCAAUGGCAGCUAGCACCAUUGCUCAGAGAGGUGUUCAACUAGUCGGAACUGCUCAUGGGGUGACAAUCGAGAGCAUAAUUAAAAACCCUUGCUUGCAAAUGCUCGUUGGUGGGAUUGAGAGUGUGACUCUUGGUGAUGAGGAAGCAAAAAGGAGGAAAGUCCAGAAAACUAUUCUUGAGAGAAAAGGUCCCCCAACAUUUUCAUGCGCUGUUGAGAUAAUAUCGAAGACUGAAUGCCGAGUCCAUCACAAGUUAGAAACUACAGUGGACGCUAUUCUUGCAGGGAAACCUCCUAAGUUUGAAGCUCGCAAGAUGCAUAAUAAGUCUACCGAGUCAGAAAUGCCGUUGGUGAUACCUGAUAGAGAAUGUGAAAUAGAACAAUUGCCGUUAUAUCAGGAACAGAUGGUCGCCAGAACAAUGUCAUCUGAAGGCAAUUUUAGAGAUGAUUUUGCUCCCUCCAGGCAAACGAAAAGCAAGAGUAUGCCAUCGGAUGCUAACUUUGGUGAUGAUUUUGUUUUUUCAAGGAAACCAAAAGGCAAGAAAUCUGUGCCUGGAAAGUCUCUAGUCCGUGUAUACACAUACCAGAUUUCAGAAGCUGAUAUAUUGCAAGUAGCAACAGUGAUGGGUUUUGAUGAUGAACUAGAUGUAACAGAUGACAUUGGAGCAGCUGAUGUGAUUCUUGCAUCAAGUUCUGAAAUGAAGCAGCAUCCUUGGAUUCACAAUGUUGCUAAAUACCACAAGCUUCCCAUAUUUGUCGUUAAGUCUAAUACGAUGGCCCAGAUAGUAAAGGCUGUCAGAAUGAUUGUUGGAAGGGACAGUUCACCAUCACAUAAGCAACCUAAGGUUAUGGAGGGAGAGAUAGAGAUUGAGGAUGAUGCUCCGAAACGUAAGCCAUCAUUGGAGGAAAUUGAUGCGUUGGAGGAGGCCCGGCUUGCAAUCGAGUACAUCGUAAUUCCAGGCGGAGAGCCAGUUGAGCUCCUCCCUAGAUGUUCAGAAAUAGUGGCUCGGCAGCUGGAGCUUGUAGAGAGCUACCAGCUGCUUGCUGAAACCUUCGGAACUGACUCCAAUUCGAGGUUACAGAUCCUUCCAGUGAAAAUAACCAAGAAGAGUUCUAGUAAAGACAGUCGGGGGUCAAAGCCCACUAAGCAAACCGGAUCAGAUUUGAUCGUCAAUGAGAAUGGUGGCGGCUCAAGUUUUUCUCGGCUGCCCUUUCUGCCAAAGUGACCCACCUUGAUUGACUCUCUGAUCACCAUUGUCGACAAUGUACAUCAUUCCUCUCGCUUCUCAUUGUUCUUAUUGUACAGCCUUGUGCAGUGUUGUAAAUAGUGUUGAACGUUGAAGAAUCGAAAGAGCAAGGCUAACUGCCAUUGCCUUCCAUUCUUUUGCUGGAAUAAAAUCCAUUCCAUUUCCGGUGUCUUAGCCGGGUCGGGUCAGCUCA
This is a messenger RNA of Panicum hallii, 2414 nucleotides long. RefSeq lists its product as uncharacterized. The transcript is spliced from 9 exons. Lineage: Eukaryota; Viridiplantae; Streptophyta; Magnoliopsida; Poales; Poaceae. Bases 122 to 2200 code for a protein of 692 amino acids. Gene Ontology annotation, molecular function: ATP hydrolysis activity. The record is from RefSeq and is a predicted model, not a curated record.